AUGGAGGAAACCUACCUGCUGAAUGUGGAAGGCGUCAAAAAGAAGAUUUUACACGGAGGCCAAGGGGAGCUGCCCAAGUUCCAAGAUGGGAGCAAGGAGAAGCCGUGGGAGGACGCCUGGCUGAAGCUGGAGAGCCUGGUCACGCCGCUGGUGCUCAACUACUGCCAGUGCCAGCUGGAGCUGGGCGAGUACUACGAGGUGCUGGAGCACACGACCGAGCUGCUCCACAAGCACAACGGUACCCGCACCCCGUCCACCGCGCUGCCCACGGCCCCGGGGACCUGCCCGCACGGGGCCAUGUCCCUGGGUGCCCUGCCCAUGUCCCUGAUGGUGCUCACCCCAUGUCCCUGGGUCCCACCUCGACCCCCAUAUGGCCCAGGUCCCCUUGCCCAUGAUGGUGCUGGUGUCCCUAUCCCCUUACCCACGAUGGUGUUGGUGUGCCAGUCCCCUUGCCCAUGA
Messenger RNA from Struthio camelus australis, 459 nucleotides. The record is from RefSeq and is a predicted model, not a curated record. NCBI's taxonomy places the organism in Eukaryota, Metazoa, Chordata, Aves, Struthioniformes, Struthionidae.